AUGCCGCGCCCUUCCCGAGCCGAAAGAGAUCCCAGCCGGGAUCCUGGGCGCCUGGAGGCCCACUUCCUCCGGCGGGGUCGCAGGGAGACACGGAUCCCCAGCAGCUUCCCCAGCCGCCCUGACAACACGCGGAAAAGACAGCAGCAGCGUACCGCAACGCCGCCCCGGGUCCACCGCUCCAGCAGCCUGGGAGCUCACCUGCGUGGGGUGCAGGGUCACGGCAGCCCGCCUGCGCGCACGCGCGGGCCUCCCAUCCGGGCUGUUAGCAAGGUUGCCCCAUUUCUUAGUCUCUUGGUGACGGCUCAAGGCUUAGUAGGGGCCGUCUACCCGUCAGUGGAUCUUCUGUCCUUUCGAUUGGUUUGGGCACCUCUCACCCACUCGUGGCUGAGAUGGCCAUGUCUCCCUAAGGUGUUGUCUUCGUCGUCCCUCCGGCCCUUCUUCCUGCUCAGCAUCUCACUUUUGACCUAUUUCCUGCUGGAUCUCUGGCAUCCUCGCUUUCUCCCCGACGUUUCAGCUUCAGCCCCCUGAGAGAACCCACACUCUGGACAGGGUGAGGGUGCGGGGUCAGGCGUGCCCAGCGCGCACCUGCUGAGUGUGCCCGAGUUGUGGAGAUACCUGGCUGAGAGCUGGCUCACCUUCCAGAUUCACCUGCAAGAGCUGUUGCAGUACAAGAGGCAGAAUCCAGCUCAGGUAAACUUCAUCCUUUGCUGUGCUCGAGUCUGUUCUGGCUGUGCUGUGCUAGCUGUGUUGGGGACACUAUGUCCCAGGGAUUUAUGAUUUUCCUACAUUGUCUUGCUGAGUAUCCUGCUGUGGGCCCCUGUGGUUUAUCAUGAACUGAUCCAGAUGUACACUCGCCUGGAGCCCUUGCUCAUGCAGUUGGACUACAGCAUGAAGGCAGAAGCCGAUGCCCUGCAUCACAAAAACAUGACAAGAGGACGGCAAGGGAAGAAUUGCCCCCCAGCAGGUGAUGAGCCGCUGGCUGAGACAGAGAGUGAAAGCGAGGCAGAGCUGGCGGGCUUCUCUCCAGUGGUGGAUGUGAAGAAAACAGCACUGGCCUUGGCUAUUACAGACUCAGAACUGUCAGACGAGGAGGCCUCUAUUUUAGAGAUCGGCGGCUUCUCUGUAUCUCGGGCCACCACCCCACAACUGACAGAUGUUUCUGAGGAUUUGGACCAGCAGAGCCUGCCAAGUGAGCCAGAAGAGGCUCUGAGCCGCGAACUGGGGGAGGGGGAAGAGACAGAGCUGGCCCCUCCUGAAGACCUGCUAAAUGCCCCUCCAGCCCUCUCAAAGCAAGCGCUGGAUACAGAAGAGGCUGCAGUCAAGGAAACCUUGCUUCAGCUCUCAUCCCCUCUUCACUUUGUGAAUACGCACUUCAAUGGGGCAGGGUCCCCCCAGGAUGGAGGACCAGGGGAGACGCUGAGCUCAGAGGCAGUGAGUGCUGACAUAAUGGCUCCGCCCAGCGCCCUCUCACCCCCACUCUGGCCUGGCUGGAAGUGGUCCAGUCACCCUCCUCUCCCCCUCUGUGCUCCCAUCCCUUCCCAGGACUCACCUCAACCCCUGGCUGCCCCUGAGGAGGAAGAGGCACUCACCACUGAGGACUUUGAGUUGCUGGAUCAAGGGGAACUGGAGCAACUGAAUGCAGAGCUGGGCUUAGGACCAGAUGCCCCAAAGCCCCCUGAUGUUCUGCCUCCUCCUCCCCUGGGGCCAGACAGCCAUUCUCUGGUACAGUCAGACCAAGAGGCUCAUGCAGCGGUUGAGCCAUGAGCCAUGGCAGAAUGAGCUGCAGGCAUAGUAGGGCUUCCUGACUAGGGAUGUCAUGUUUUCCCCUUUCCCUGCCACUCUGGGGAAAGGCACUAUGUGGAGAAGCUGGCUGUCAGAUGGAAGCCAGCCCAUUCUCUGCCUGCCUGUCUGCCUGUCUG
Messenger RNA from Arvicola amphibius (Eurasian water vole), 1919 nucleotides. It is a transcript of the gene Retreg2, whose product is annotated as reticulophagy regulator family member 2. NCBI's taxonomy places the organism in Eukaryota, Metazoa, Chordata, Mammalia, Rodentia, Cricetidae. The record is from RefSeq and is a predicted model, not a curated record.